ACAGGGGCAACGGUUACCACUUUGGGCUCCUAUGAAGUAUCUGAGGGCUGUGAGCGGAAGAAAGGCCAGCGCUGGGGGGCCCUGGAACGUCGGGGCAUGCAAGCUAUGGAAGGGGAGGUGUUACUCCCGGCUCUCUAUGAGGAGGAGGAGGAAGAGGAAGAAGAGGAUGAAGUAGAAGAGGAAGAGCAAGUGCAAAAAAGUGGCAGCAUGGGCUCCCUGUCGCUCAGCAAGCACCGUGGCCUGAGCCUCACGGAGACGGAGCUGGAGGAGCUGAGGGCGCAGGUGCUGCAGCUGGUGGCCGAGCUAGAGGAGACGCGGGAACUGGCGGGGCAGCAUGAGGAUGACUCCCUGGAGCUGCAGGGGCUUCUGGAAGAUGAGCGGCUGGCCAGCGCGCAGCAGGCCGAGGUGUUCACCAAGCAGAUCCAGCAGCUGCAAGGUGAGCUGCGGUCCCUCCGGGAUGAGAUUUCCCUUUUGGAGCAUGAGAAAGAAGUUGAGCUUAAAGAAAUAGAAAAGGAGCUGCACUUGGCCCAGACUGAGAUCCAGACUCUGCGGCGAGCAGCGGAGGACUCGGCGUCGGAACACGAGAGCGACAUGGCAUCGCUGCAGGAGGAUCUGCUGCGUAUGCAGACGGAACUGGAGGACAUGGAGCGCAUCCGGGCAGAGUACGAGCUGGAGAUCUCCUCCCUCCGGGCAGAGGUGGAAAUGAAGAGCUCGAACCAAUCUAACAGCUUAUCUCCUUCUGAAAUCUCGGACUUGCAAGAAGAACUGGAGCAUCUGCGAGAACGCUGCCGCUACCUGAAUGAAGAGUACCGGGCCCUGCAGGAGAGCAACAGCAGCCUCACUGAGCAGCUUGCAGAUCUGGAGAAUGAGAGGACACGAAGGGCAACUGAAAGGUGGCUGGAGUCCCACACUUACAAGAACAUGACGUCGGCAGAGUCUCAGACGAUAGAACUGGAUUUUCCAGAGCCUGAUCCUGAGACUCAGCUGUUGCGACAGCAGCUGCAGGGAGCAGAAGAGCAAAUGUUCAGCAUGAAGAAUAAGUGUGAGGAAUUGUGUUGUGAGUUGGAAGAGCUCCAGCACCAGCGUCGGGCCAGUGAGGAGGAGUACAGGCGGCUGCAGAGAGAGCUCAAGAGUGCUCAGAACGAGGUGCUGCGAUUCCAGACGUGUGAUAACACCACGCAGAACGAGGAGCUGAAGACCAAGCUCUGUGCCCUGCAGGCCAAGUACGAUGCUAGCCAGGAUGAGCAGAAUGAACUCCUGAAAGCGCAGCUCCAGCUUCAGACUGAGCUCCGGCAGCUCAAAGUCACGAAACCCACAGUGCUAGAAAGUCAUAGUGAUAAGGAGUUACUGUGCCAGCUCCAGAAGCUUCAGUACAAGUACCAGAACAUUGUGUGUGAGAAGGAGAGGCUGCAAGGUGAGCAGGAGCAACUGCAGAACCAGCUGCAAUACCACAAGACUCAGGUGCAACACCUCAAGGACGUGGAGACCUCCUUGCAAGAGAGCAUAGACAAGAAUGAAGAGAUGCACAACCAGCUUCAGGAGAUGAAACAGCUGUACCAGGUCAGCAAGGAGAAUCUGGAGCAACAGAAGCACAUGUAUGAUCAGCUCGAGCAGAAGUACUUGCUCUCUCAGGUGGAGCUGAAUCAACUUAAGAGCACCCAGAGCCUGUCUGAGGACAAGGGGAGAUGUGCUGAUAAGUGUGAUAAACUGCUGUACAGACUGACAGAGUUGCAGGAAAAGUACAAAGAUAACCAGGAAGCGCUGCGGCAGCUGCAGAUGGAGCAGUGUGAGCUCCUGGAGGAGCAGAGGAGGAUGCAGGAGGAGCAGGGCCAGCUGCAGGAAGAGCUGCACAGGCUCACUUUCCCAGUCCCCAAGUCUGGCCUCAUCCCUAAGAGUCAGGAGCUACUUACAAAGUUGCAAGACCUGUGCGAACUGCAGAUGCUCUGCCAAGGCAUGCAGGGAGACCAGAAAAAACUGCUAGACAGUCAAGGAGUCUUACUGAAAGAACAAAUCCAGCUGCACGAAGAGCUGCAACUUGACAAAGAGUCCCAUUUCCGUGAGGUUUUGGAGAAGCCCAAGAAUGCCAAAUUACCCAGGUCCUCAAAAAACAAUCCUAGCCAGUCCAAGGACCUCAUUGAGAAGAUUCAGGGCCUGCAGAUACUGUACCAGGCUGGGAAGGCCCAGCAGGAGCUGCUGCAGCAGGAGCAGGGGCGCCUCCUGGAGGAACAUCUGAGGCUGCAGGCCGACCUGCAGCUCUGCCUGGAGGAGAUGCAGCUGCUCCAAAGCCAGUCCCCUUCCAUCAGAAUGAGCCUCGAGUCCUACCACAAGAGUUACGGGAGCUCCACGGAUGAGACUGAGAGCUACUACAAGAGUUACGGGAGCUCCACAGAUGAGACUGAGAAUUACCACAGGAGUUAUGGGAGCACCCUGCCCAGCACUGAGAGCUUUCUCAAGAGCUACAGAAGUAGCAUCAACAGCGAGGUCCCUAACAUGUGUCACAGCAGCAGCAACAACAGUGUCACUUACAGGAAGAGUUACAGUAGCGCCAAUAGCUGUGACAAUCAGAAGAGUUAUGUCAGCAGUGACAGCGACGUGGCUGAGCCUGAAGAUCUGGAGCACUUUGAGGAGCUGGUGGCCCAGGUGUUGACCAAACUGCAGGGCGUGCAGGCCAUGUCCCAUGUCAGCCAAAUGGAGCACAGCCACCUGCAGGAAGAAAUUAAGAAGCUUCUAGAGAAGCAGCAGCAGCUGAAGGAAGAGCUUGAUGCCUGUGAGAAGGAAUUCAGGGAGUGUAUGGAAUGUCCCGAGACGCCAGCUACCCCCCAAAAUGACAAGAACGAGAUCAAAGAGCUGCAGAUGAAGCUUCGGGACCUGCAGCUGCAGUACCAGGCUAGCAUGGAUGAGCAGGGGCGGCUCCUAGCUGUUCAGGAACAGCUUGAGGGCCAGCUGCAGUGCUGCCAGGAGGAGCUACGCCAACUCAAGGAGAAGUCCUCUGUGUCCAGAGACAUCAGGGGGGGAAACGACAGUAGGAAUAUGAACAAGAAUGCCAAUGGGGUUAAAAACAAAGAGAGUCUGGAAGCAUGUGAGGGCUCCACUGAGAAUGAAAAAAGCCUGGAGGUGGUUCUGUACUACAGGGCAAGCCAGAGGGAGUUAGACAAGCUAGCACAAGAGCAGAAAGAGGAGGAGAAAGAAGAGAUAAAAAGGAAGGAGGCCUGGGAGAAAUCCUCUAAGCCAUUGGGUCUUUCAAAAGUUGACUCAACAAGAGAUCUGGAAGACUAUGAAGAGCUCCGCAGCCUGGUGACUGAGGAAAGUAAGAGCAAGGAGGAAUCUAGCCUGGAAACUUCAGAGGAAAUUCCCCUCAAACUUACUGAGAGCAAAAAGCCAUCUCCUGCCCCCGAUCCUCCCAUCUUCUCCUUGCCUCUUGUAGGCCUGGUGGUCAUAUCGGCUUUGCUCUGGUGCUGGUGGGCUGAGACGUCGUCCUAA
This is a messenger RNA of Elephantulus edwardii (Cape elephant shrew), 3480 nucleotides long. It is a transcript of the gene CCDC136, whose product is annotated as coiled-coil domain containing 136. Bases 97 to 3480 code for a protein of 1127 amino acids. Gene Ontology annotation, cellular component: acrosomal membrane. The record is from RefSeq and is a predicted model, not a curated record. NCBI's taxonomy places the organism in Eukaryota, Metazoa, Chordata, Mammalia, Macroscelidea, Macroscelididae. The transcript is spliced from 18 exons. Gene Ontology annotation, biological process: single fertilization; acrosome assembly.